Hydractinia symbiolongicarpus is the source of this 1286-nucleotide messenger RNA. RefSeq lists its product as uncharacterized. The transcript has 3 exons. NCBI's taxonomy places the organism in Eukaryota, Metazoa, Cnidaria, Hydrozoa, Anthoathecata, Hydractiniidae. Bases 1 to 1053 code for a protein of 350 amino acids. The record is from RefSeq and is a predicted model, not a curated record.
AUGGUAGAUUUGUUCCAUUUAUUCUUCUGUUGUUUUGUCUUUUUUUGUAAUUUAAACACAAACACAUCAGCUGAAGAAUUGCGUACAAAAUCAUUCGAAGUAUCGUCUUCUAAAGAAAAUCCAAAAGAUUUGGUCGUCGUUAACACGGUGGAGGAUGUUACAGAGAUUCAAUGUUUACAUCGUUGCAACCUUCACGCAGAUUGUGAUUCUGUAGGAUUUGAGUUGUAUGAUCAAGAAAGAAUUGGGGAAUGCUUGCUAUUAAGCAAACAAGGCCAGGAAAAGUUGGGUCCAAAUUUUAUCUUUUCAGAGCAUGAAGUUAAUGACUUGAAACUUAUACACCAGACGAACUAUAAAAAUUACAAUAGUUGCAAGGCAGCCUAUAUUAAUGGGGAAAGAAAAAGUCGUGUAUAUUAUCUUAAAGAUCUCGGAUGGCAUUUCUGUAAUAUGGAUGAUCUGAAGAAAUGUGGAUCCGGAGGAUGGACAUUAGCUCUCAAUGCGGAUGGUCAAAAGGCUACAUUUGAGUAUUAUUCAGACUACUGGACAAACUCGAAAACUUACAACGUCAACGAGGCAAUAAAUGAUCCGCUCCGCAAAGAAGCAAAGUACAAAGCAUUUCUGAAUCUUCCUUUCACCUAUAUCUGCUUGGGAAUGCGUAUCGGAUCUAAUACCAAGUACAUCAAACUUGAAAAACCGUACUCGUCAUUGUUUCAGCUAUUCGCUAAUAUCGGAAAAGACGAAAAAAGAACAAAUAUUGAAGAGAAAUAUUGGCGAGAACUCGUUCCAGAUGGUAGCCUCCAAAGUAAGUGUUUUGAGCAAGGUUUCAACAUUGAAGCUACAGCAGUGAGUCUUCGGCUUGGUGCGAUUGCAGGUAAAGAUGAUGGCGACUGCGCUAAUGAUGGUUGGACAGACUCAUGGGUAGGAAUAGGAGGAGAAGCAGGAUGGUGUACCGAUUUAUCAGCAUUCUCAGCAGGUAGCGGGUGUUGUAUGGAGACAUUAUGUAAAACAGGACCAAAUGCACACAUUGCAGGCAUUGCCUCUUUGUAUAUACAGUAAAGCAAAGAAAAAAAAUGAUUUUAUGAUACGAUGUUUAUGUAGAAAGCAAAGAACAAUAAAAUAGUAAUCAAAUCUUCUAAUAACAUUUCUCGAUAAAGUUCUGUAUUUACAAUUGUACAAAAACAAUUAGGAAAUAAGAAAUGACUUUUAAUACAAACACCGCCUAAAAGGUUAUACGUAUAGUUACAGACGAACCAUAUACGACCUCGUUGUUUGUGAAUUAACGACCUUAA